Messenger RNA from Odocoileus virginianus texanus, 2848 nucleotides. RefSeq names its product dihydrolipoamide S-succinyltransferase (gene DLST). Gene Ontology annotation, biological process: tricarboxylic acid cycle. NCBI's taxonomy places the organism in Eukaryota, Metazoa, Chordata, Mammalia, Artiodactyla, Cervidae. The record is from RefSeq and is a predicted model, not a curated record. Gene Ontology annotation, cellular component: oxoglutarate dehydrogenase complex; mitochondrion. Gene Ontology annotation, molecular function: dihydrolipoyllysine-residue succinyltransferase activity.
CCGGUUGCUGCCGGGCCCAAUAUCCGGUGUCCGCCCGCCCUCGGCUCCGCUGCCGUGAUGCUGUCCCUGUCCCGCUGCGCGUCCCGGGCUUUCAGCCGCUCGCUCUCCGCCUUCCAGAAGGGGAACUGCCCUCUAGGGAGACGUUCCCUGCCCGGGAUCUCCUUAUGUCAGGGACCAGGUUACCCUGACAGCAGGAAGACUGUCAUUAACAGCAGUAAUAUCUUCAGCGUUCGCUUCUUUAGAACUACAGCUGUGUGCAAGGAUGAUGUGAUUACAGUCAAAACCCCAGCAUUUGCAGAAUCUGUCACAGAGGGGGAUGUCAGGUGGGAGAAAGCUGUUGGAGACACAGUUGCAGAAGAUGAAGUGGUUUGUGAGAUUGAAACUGACAAGACCUCUGUGCAGGUUCCAUCACCAGCAAAUGGCGUGAUUGAAGCUCUUUUGGUACCUGAUGGGGGAAAAGUAGAAGGAGGCACUCCUCUUUUCACACUCAGGAAAACUGGCGCUGCUCCUGCUAAGGCCAAGCCAGCCGCAGCCCCUGCUGCCGCAGCCCCAAAAGCAGAACCCGCAGUGUCUGCAGUUCCUCCUCCCCCUGCAGCAUCUGUACCUACCCAGAUGCCACCUGUGCCCUCACCCUCACAGCCUCUCACUAGCAAGCCAGUGUCUGCUGUAAAACCCACUGUUGCCCCUCCAAGAGCUGAGGCAGGAGCUGGUAUAGGUCUGCGUUCAGAACAUCGGGAGAAAAUGAACAGGAUGCGGCAGCGCAUCGCUCAGCGUCUGAAGGAGGCUCAGAACACCUGUGCGAUGCUCACCACUUUCAAUGAGAUUGACAUGAGUAACAUCCAGGAGAUGCGGGCUCGGCACAAAGAUGCUUUUCUGAAGAAACAUAACCUCAAACUAGGCUUCAUGUCGGCAUUUGUGAAGGCCUCAGCCUUUGCCUUGCAGGAGCAGCCUGUGGUAAAUGCAGUGAUUGACGAUGCAACCAAAGAGGUGGUGUAUAGGGAUUAUAUUGACAUCAGUGUUGCGGUGGCCACCCCUCGGGGUCUGGUGGUUCCCGUCAUCAGGAAUGUGGAAACGAUGAAUUAUGCCGAUAUUGAGCGAACCAUCAGUGAACUGGGAGAGAAGGCCCGGAAGAAUGAACUUGCCAUCGAAGAUAUGGAUGGUGGUACUUUUACCAUCAGCAAUGGAGGUGUUUUCGGCUCCCUCUUUGGAACGCCCAUCAUCAACCCCCCUCAGUCUGCCAUCCUAGGCAUGCAUGCCAUCGUUGAUAGGCCAGUGGUUGUGGGAGGCAAGGUGGAGGUGCGGCCCAUGAUGUACGUGGCCCUGACGUAUGAUCACCGGCUGAUCGACGGCAGAGAGGCUGUGACUUUCCUCCGCAAAAUCAAGGCGGCGGUAGAGGAUCCCAGAGUCCUCCUACUGGACCUUUAGGAGGAAGCCUGUGCCCCACACAACCAUGCAGGAACUGAAAACCAGUCUUCUCCCUGUCCCCUCACAGGCCCCAGGUCAGCCUGGUGACAGGCACAUGCUGUUGGCCUCAAGCAAGGAAACCAGGGCACUAUGUAACCAGCAGUCGCAGGUCUCUCGGUGUUCCUGCCAGGCUCUCUCCCUCUCUGCACCCUCUCCUACACUCAAAUAUCUGAUUUCCUUAGGCUUGAGGGAGAGAGAGAGCCUUAUGGAUGCUUGUUAUUCCUGCCUUUCCUCCCAUUAGCCCUCCACAGAGAUGAUUUCGCUUUCUUCCUGUCCAGUACACCAUAGGGAAACUGCCGGGGACCAUGUGAUUAAGUUUCUAUCUUUUGAACGUCUGUUCUCCAGAGAUGCCGAGGAGGGUGCUCUGCCUCCCAGGCUCGGAGCCGCCUCCGUCCUGGUGGCGCCGUCCUCGCUCGAUUCCCCCCGUGAGGAGGUGCCGACCACAGGCCGCAGGUGCUGCUCUGCCUCGGUGGUGCCUGCGUUCUCAGCUGUCAUUGUCUGAGAGCUGCCUCUUGUACCUCUUCCAGGAAGCACAUGCUGGGGGAUCUGGAGGGGCAGAGCGGGGGAGUAGGCAGGUUCUGAGGUCGUGUGUCAUAAACAGGACUGGAGCAGAACCCAGGCCUGCCCUCACACUCUCCGUCAUAACUGCACCAGGAAGACCCGUUUUGGCACAAGCACACACAGCUGUGGCUGUGCCGACCUUUCCAGGCUGCUAGGAACCAUUUCUGCCACCUUGUUCUCACUUAGAUGCUAGCACCUCUUGGCAGGGAGACAGAGCGUGCCCCAGCCUCGGGCUCCUGGUAGAGACUGGCGUGAAGGUGACUUCCUGUGGACUGGCUCAGAUUGUCUUGAGCUGUUCAAUUCCCUUGGUAUAAGCCUGUGGGCUGCAGAGGCGCUUCUGUUCCUCCCUGUGCCAGUGCCCUUCGGGAGUGGACCCUCAGCUCUUCCUCGGUAGAACACAGGUCUGGUGGAGGAUGGAUGUGGUGGAAACCCGCCCAGGGUGCUUGCACACAGUGGGGAAGAGGCCAGUGUCGCCUCUGAGGUACUGCCUUGGGUCUGGGCACUGACAUUGGAGUUCUUCGGAGCAUGGUUAAAUGCACACAUCUUGUCGGGAAAGUUACUGGGCUUCAUCACGUUGUAUCCCAACUGCAUCCAGGCCUGAGGCUGCUGACCCUUGACAACCGGGAGCCAUUUACUUAGUGUGGAAUGCCCAUUCGUAUCUUGAGGGAAGAAGCAAGGCCUGGGGGUUGGGUGGGGGAGGGGUGGGAGCCAGUACUGAGUGCCUGCAGCAGCUACUCUGUCUUCACUAUUCAGAACUUGUAACUCAAUAUUUAAAGAAACUGAUUUUAAAUGCAAAUUAAAGGGCAAAUGUUCGCAAACAGUG